GCUCGGGUGGCCAGAACUCGAGGUCAAAGGGUCCGAGGGUACCUAGGUGCAACAAUUGCAAGAAACACCACUCGGGUAAGUGUCACGACCCUCCUAGGUGCUAUCAUUGCACAGAGGUCGGGCACACGAGGGUGAGCUGCCCACAAAUUGUGCAAAACCAAACUUCGGGGUCAAGUGGUGGAACUACAAGAAAUGAAAACCAAACCGAGGUUUCUCAAGGGAGCAGGGGACAUGGGGGAGCAAGCACGAGCAACGCGCCAUCCGUGAACCAAGGAAGGACCCAAGCUAGGGUCUACGCGAUGACAGAGGCGGAUGCUCAAGCUAACCCGGAUUCCGUUGCAGGGACACUAAAGAUUAAUGGGAAGGAUGCGCGAAUCCUUAUCGAUACCGGGGCGCAACGUUCAUUUGUGAAUGAAGCGUUCGCCAAGAGGUUGGGGGUGCAAUCCGCACCAUUGAUGCAAACCUUAGUGGUAUCAACACCACUAGGAGAUGACGUGGAAAGAAUUUGUUAUUAUCCAUCUUGUGGGGUGGAGGUUAAUGGUCAAACCUUGACGUGUGACUUCGUACCGCUGGGCAUGAUUGAAUUCGAUGCAAUCCUAGGGAUGGAUUGGCUAGAAAGGAACCAUGCUAGGGUAGAUUGCUACACGAAGGUUCUUGAACUCGAAGGCAAUGAUGGGGAGACCCUACGCUUCGAGGGCGAUCGAGGGAGAUCAAAUAGCUGUAUCAUAUCCGCCGUGAGAGCGAGAAGUAUGAUGAGAAAGGGAUGCCACACAUAUCUAGCAUACGUGGUUGACAAAACCAAAGAGGAAACAAACAUCGAUGAUGUGAGGGUGGUUUGUAAGUAUCCGGAUGUCUUCCCUAAAGACCUACCGGGGCUUCCACCUGAUAGGGAGAUUGAAUUUGCGAUCGAGGUUGAGCCUGGUACCAAACCAAUCUCCAUACUGCCAUACCGUAUGGCACCCGCUGAACUUAACGAGUUGAAAACCCAAUUGCAAGAGCUUUUGGAUAAUGGUUUCAUUAGACCAAGCCACUCCCCGUGGGGAGCACCAGUUCUUUUUGUGAAAAAGAAAGAUGGGACACUUCGAAUGUGUAUUGACUAUCGUCAGCUGAACAAGGUCACAAUCAAGAAUAGGUAUCCUUUGCCUAGAAUUGAUGACUUGUUUGAUCAACUACGAGGGCAACCGUGUUUUCAAAGAUUGAUUUGAGGUCGGGUUACCAUCAAUUGAAGAUUAAGGAAGACG
Molecule: messenger RNA, 1241 nt
Organism: Cuscuta epithymum
Lineage: Eukaryota; Viridiplantae; Streptophyta; Magnoliopsida; Solanales; Convolvulaceae
Source: the annotation of a GenBank genome assembly